GUCUGACUACAUCUUGACUGGUGACGACACCAAAUUUUGAUUUCAUUUCCAAGUACCAACAGAUAUUGUUUUACGGUACGGUACGGUAAUCGAAGCAGUCCGUGCCUUUUAAUAAUUAAUUCUAUUGCAAGACAAGCCUUCCUUGGUUCACCCAGAAAACUCUUCUCAACCCUUGAUUCCUCGGCAUUCCACAACGCUUGCUGCGGUUACUAGACGCGCAGAUUUAAUUUUGAACCAAGUUUUUUUUUUCCUUCGGCAUCAUCAAUCGCCGUUCCCAUCUCACCACAGUCCUGUCUGUUCGUUGCAGGCGACUGGUGAUUAAUUUUGCUUUUCUCUGUCUGUUAUCAACAACCAUCGAUCUAGAAGGCGGCUAGAAAAGGCUUGCCGCGGCAAAGGCUUCCUUGAUGUCAUAGAGAUCCCGCAAAAGGGAUUGAACAGAGGGAUCAUGGCGCCACCAACAGGGCCUUUGAAUUUGGAUGUUGAAGCAAUAUCUGGGAUAUGCGGAUCAAUAUCGAUCGCAUGCUGGGUCGUCGUCUUCUCGCCCCAGAUUGUCGAGAACUUCCGCCGCGGUAGUGCAGAUGGCCUGUCGCUGCAGUUCAUCAUCAUCUGGCUACUCGGUGAUGUCUUCAACAUCCUGGGGGGCGUAAUGCAGGGUGUCCUGCCGACCAUGAUCAUACUGGCCAUCUACUACACGAUAGCCGACGUCGUUCUUCUGGGCCAGUGCUUCUACUACAGAGGUUUCACCUGGCGCGACGAGGUUGUUCCCAGCUCGACCCAGACACCCAAACCUGCGGAUGGUGGUGUCUCGAAUGGCAAUGGUAGCAACCACCACGGCCAGCAGCCCAACGAGCGGACGGCUCUGCUUGCAAAUGGCUCGAGCACUGGUCAGCAAGGCGCGUCGAGCCGUCGCGGCUCCUGGUCUGACCAAUCCUACCACCUAUCACCGGCUGUCCCGCUGAUCGACGAUGCCGUACUUGCGCGGGACGCUUUGGCUGCGUCUGUCGCCUCACCUUCGGCCACUCGAGGAGCUCCCGAUAACCGCCCAAGUCGGUUGCAGGCAGUAGCCUUCAACUCCUUGGCCGUGUUGAUGGUGUGCGCAUCAGGGGUUGCGGGGUGGUACCUCAGCAGGUCGCGAUCGGACCGAGAGGCGCCCAGUAAGGGCGAGGACUUGCUCGAGUUUAACAUUCUCGGCCAAGUGUUUGGUUGGCUCUGCGCGGUUCUUUAUCUCGGCUCGCGUGUGCCACAGAUCCUCCUCAACUAUAGACGCAAGUCCACCGAGGGCGUCAGCAUGCUCUUCUUCCUGUUCGCCUGCCUCGGAAACCUGACUUACGUCCUCUCCAUAUUCGCCUUUGAGCCGCGCUGCAGAGACAAGCACUCGGGCAUUGGGCCACACGCAGGGGGCUGCGUAGGAGGCGAGGCUGGAAGGAUCUAUGGGCAGUACAUCCUCGUCAAUCUGUCAUGGCUCGCCGGCAGCCUUGGCACACUGCUCCUCGACAUGGGCAUAUUUGUCCAGUUCUUCAUUUACAACAAGGACGAUGGCGAGGAGUUCUUUGCCGACUGCGACGCGGAGGGAAGCAGGCGAGCAUACUCCCCAUCGACCGUGGCUAUCGAGGAGGACGACGAUGAGGAAAGCAUAGACGGGGACCGCUGGGAUCCACGGCCCCUUCUCGAGCGAAGCGUGUCCAACUCGCCGCGUUGAGCAUAGACUCCAUACGAGAUACUCGGCCCCCGGCGGAGUAACAGGCUCGCCCGAGGCAUUGAAAGCACUCGAUCAUAGAGAGGCCAGCCCUGGAGGAAGGUUUGGAUCACGGAAAAGUUUGGAGGUGUUUUGUUUAGUCUUGAUUUGAUUUGUCUGCUAAUGUAACUAGAAACAAUAAAAAAAAUCAAGGUGGAUUCAUGAUUAUUCAUGGGCUGUACUUGAUACUUCCCUGGAUGAACACUAGGAGUGG
Molecule: messenger RNA, 1949 nt
Organism: Pyricularia oryzae 70-15
Lineage: Eukaryota; Fungi; Ascomycota; Sordariomycetes; Magnaporthales; Pyriculariaceae
Product: PQ-loop repeat-containing protein 2
Exons: 2
Coding region: 446-1699 (417 amino acids)
Biological process (GO): basic amino acid transmembrane export from vacuole
Cellular component (GO): fungal-type vacuole membrane
Source: RefSeq, a predicted model, not a curated record